This is a messenger RNA of Sphenostylis stenocarpa, 312 nucleotides long. NCBI's taxonomy places the organism in Eukaryota, Viridiplantae, Streptophyta, Magnoliopsida, Fabales, Fabaceae. The record is from the annotation of a GenBank genome assembly.
AUGAAACCAAAAACUAUGGCUUCAGAGUCAUUUGAAAGGUUUAAUAUUUUUCCGUCUCAAGUUGCAUCCAUAAUCGAUCAUUAUCUCUUCGCCAAUAAUUUCUCCCUCAUGCGUGCCACCUUCCGAAUGGAGGCUUCCUCCCUCUUUGCCAAUUCGUCAGUCAACCAGGACAUGGAAAAUGUUCUCAACACUUACAAUGUCUCUCCUCGACCAACCGUGUCGAAUGAUGUGGUAAUGAACGGAACCUCUGCUGUUGUUCCUCCCUUCAGGGUUUGUAAUAAAAUCACUUCAGGUCAUUCUAUGUUGCAGUAG